Cyclocybe aegerita is the source of this 933-nucleotide messenger RNA. The record is from the annotation of a GenBank genome assembly. NCBI's taxonomy places the organism in Eukaryota, Fungi, Basidiomycota, Agaricomycetes, Agaricales, Hemipholiotaceae.
AUGAUAAAGGAACCAACUCCCAGUUUUUCCGUCUCUCUACCCCCUGAGUUGGAGCGGUUGAUUUUUGAAACGGUUGUCUGCCAGCAUGGGCGACGUUAUGCACCGAAAUUAUUGCUCAUAUCGCGACAGGUACACGAAUGGAUCCGCCCCAUGUUGUACAGAAUCAUCAUCCAGUUUGUGGAUCAUGAAACUCUGCCCAACAGGAAUGUGCCACCUUCAUCUUCCAAUACCCGGCUGGAUUCCGUCUGUCCUUUCGCCCGGCAUCUGCUUGUGGGGGGACCCCUCAAAGAGGAAGGGAUUUGCCAAAUCCUUGAAGCAAGUACGAAUGUUGUCGAUUUAUGCAUCUGGUCGGAAGUGCCGCUCAAGAAAUUCAUCCACUAUAUUCACCGUCUCUGCCCUCUCCGAUUGUCUGCAGAUCUCGCGAGCCUCGACCUUGAUGAUUUGACAGGGCCAGCCUUCUCAAGGGUCACUCAUCUCGACGCUGUUGGCUGGAAAGGGCAACCUUGGCAUAUCUGGAAGAACGUAACUUUGCUUCCAAGGCUCACGCACCUCGCAGUGAACUGUCCCGUCGAGAACGAAGUCAUCGUGGGCCUCCUUUCAGAAUGUCAGCACGUUGAGCUGCUGGUUGUCUUCAAAGCGGGGGAUGAUUGGUAUGAUUUAGAAGUGAACGAUCCGGACAAAUUUUGCAGCAUCUUUACGGAUAUCGACGACGAACGUUUGGUGCUGCUGGAGGAUAAUCCCACGGGUUCCGUCUUGCAAGAUUGGGAGAGCAGUGCCAGCGGUGGGAUGAACAUGUGGACGUUCGCGGAGAGCGUACUGUUUGCUAGACAACACAGAUUGUUCAGAGAACCAUCGCAGCGGUGGUUUAUCUGCGCAUUUUCGUUGGCUCCGCACCUGACAGAUGAAGGUCUUAGAUGGUAUAGCGAUUUAUAG